AUGGCACAAAAGGCCGUCGACAUGUACAACAAGGACGACUCCAGCUUCUAUCCAAAGCCAAUCGGGACGAGUGCGGUCAAGCCUAACAAUCGUAUAGACUAUCACACCCACGCCAACUUUCUCAAGAUGCUCAAUGGAGAAGGUUUGAAUAAUCUUUUCAAAAGAUGGCAUGUGUCGUUCUGUCGCCGACUUGAAGCUUUGCAGAUCGGGACAGGGUGGAUCGGGGGGCAGGACCUGGAAGACUUUUGGACGAUGCAUCUUACGGCCGCGCUAAAUGAAGCUAUGUCAGGGCCGGUACUCGAGCGUGUGAAUGCUAAUUUCACUCGCGACUUCGUAGACUAUCUGCCGUACGUCCAUAAGCUAAUGAUGGGCCUGCCAAAGUGGACCAUGCCUCGAGCGUAUGCGUUGAGAGAUAGCCUCAUCCGAGACGUCAAGACCUGGCACAACCUGGCGAGAGAGAAUUUCCAUCAGUCGGAGGUAGAAAAAGAUGGCGGGGCUGAUCGUUGGUGGGGCCUAGCAACUAUGCGCGAAAGACAGGAAAUCUUGAAGGAGGUUGAUGAUUGGGAUCAAGACUCCAUUGCCUGUUCUGACUUUGGUCUUCUCUGGGGCGCCAACGUCAACGUGCACACCGCUGCCAUAUGGAUGAUAAUCGAAAUCUUUCGGGAUCCAGACUUACUGAUACGGGUCCGAUCAGAGCUUGAUACAAUGACAGAAUCGCCGGAGAACCACUGUCGCUGGAUCGAAAAGCUCAUGGAGCUUCCACUGCUGCAGUCUAUAUACGCAGAAGUAUUAAGACUACGGGUAGAUGUCCAAACUGUGUUUCGCAAUAAUCUUGACGACAUUCGUGUCAAUGAAUGGGUUUUCCCCAAGAAGAGUCUACUUCUCGUCCCUACAAGACCAGCGCAUAGGGAUGAAGACUACUGGAACACUCGGCACGGGAGAUACCCCCUGGAUCGGUUCUGGUCGGACAGAUUUCUCGCUUAUGCUGGCGAUGCUGAAAGCGGUCCAUCUAAACACAACAACCGUCGACAGGAAACCAUCAAACACGAACUUGUAAUUAGCAAGGCCAAACCCAAGUUCAUCACUGCUGGCACCUCAGACUCAUGGAUCCCUUACGGAGUAGGUGAUCGUGCUUGUCCUGGGAGAUUCUUUGCACAGCGCGAGAUUGUGGCAUUCUGUGCAAUCAUGGUUCAGAAUUUUGAGAUUGAACUUCCAUCUUUGAGCACGGAAGAACAUGUGCUGAACAAUGAUGUGUUCUAUGGCUUGGGUGUUCAGCGGCCCAAAGCAGUCAUGCCGUUUCGGAUUCGACGAUUGCAACGCCCGCAAUGA
This is a messenger RNA of Didymosphaeria variabile, 1329 nucleotides long. RefSeq lists its product as uncharacterized. The coding region runs from base 1 to 1329 and encodes 442 amino acids. Lineage: Eukaryota; Fungi; Ascomycota; Dothideomycetes; Pleosporales; Didymosphaeriaceae. Gene Ontology annotation, molecular function: steroid hydroxylase activity; oxidoreductase activity, acting on paired donors, with incorporation or reduction of molecular oxygen; iron ion binding. The transcript is spliced from 2 exons. The record is from RefSeq and is a predicted model, not a curated record.